AUGCUAUUGAGGUUGGGUAUGCUUAAAAGGGGACAACUAAGAUUGAUAGGAAAGUGUGGAAUAGUAAAUAAAUUACCGACCUUAUUUAAGACAAUCCUGGUGAGAUGCUAUUCUACCCCAGGAUUGGAUAAGCGGAAUGAGAUUAUACAUACAACACUUCAGAACAACCCACAAGCCAUUCUUAAAUCAGCUACAGUGCAGAAGAACAAUAAGGGAAUUCCAUUGAAGUCAGCGAUAAUACUAAUAUUUAGUACUGUAGUGAGUACAAUUUCAUUUUAUGUAGCAAUUCAAAUUUGGCUGGACAAAGAAGAGCACCAAAGUAGGAAAGUAGUGUUUGUUCCACUAUGGUUGAAUAUGAAUCUAAUAUCCACAAGUAAAUAUCACUUCCCUUCUGCACUAAAGUACUUAGAUAAUGACUUCCACCAGUACAUAGCUUCAGAAAUUGAACUUGCAAAGGGAGAAAAGCCAUUUUUGAAGGAUUUUCAAGAGGUUGAUGUAAAGUAUAAAGUAUUGGAAAAGUUGUCUUCAAAUAGGAUGUUGAGAAAGUUUUUCCAUUUACCAAUUCCAAUUGAGCUUAAUGAUGACUGUAAGUUCAGUAUUUGGAUGGAAACCAAAUGUCCAACGGUCUCGGGUAUACAGGUUGUUUCAGAAGAUGGGGUAGACUUGUCCUGGACCAUGAAACCAUUUAAUAUCAGAUCUAUGGUUGAAAGUGCGCUAAUACAGGCAGGUUUAAAAUUAGAUCGCUUAGAACGGUCACAGGCGAAUCAAAAGGUACAUGAGAAGGCUAGCGGUAAGAUUCACGAGGUGCCGAUAAAUAAACAGAAGUUUCUUAGUUUGAAUUCGGAAAAAGAUUACGAAAUAUAUUUCACAGGUGAAUUUAUAAUUCUGAAAGAGAAUGGAGAGUCGAAUAAAGGCAAGUUAAAAUACAAAGGUAAAAUAGAUUUCGAUCACUUGAUGAUCAACAGAGGAGUUAAAUUGGUAGAAUUAUGCAUUGAUUUUCCCGAGGGCUACCAGGACGGAUCCAUUACAAGGUAUAAAGUAAUUUGA
Molecule: messenger RNA, 1047 nt
Organism: Dujonia railenensis
Lineage: Eukaryota; Fungi; Ascomycota; Pichiomycetes; Serinales; Debaryomycetaceae
Source: the annotation of a GenBank genome assembly